GUCGCUAAAGCUUUCGGGUACACCGAAAAAGAACUAUCGUCUAUACCUCCUGAAGCUAAUAUGGGUCUGAGCUGCGGGAACCCUGUAGCCACUGCGAAUAUCAAGGAGGGCGAGUACGUUGUAGAUCUAGGUUCAGGAGGUGGGUUCGACGUUUUUCUAGCUGCGGCGAAGGUGGGACCGACGGGCCAGGUGGUCGGGUUGGACAUGUCCUCUGAAAUGAUCGACCUCGCCCGCCGCAACGCCGCAAAACAGAACCUCAAACCUCCGCACGUGGCGUUUGUGCAAGCGUCCUUGGAUAAAGCGGCGUUUCCCGUUGAACCUGGUUCUAUUGAUUGUAUUUUAUCGAACUGUGUUGUCAAUUUGUUACAACCUGCCGGGAAAGUCAAUCUGUUGAAAGAGGUUUAUCGUGUGCUGAGGCCUGGUGGGCGGAUCGUCCUUGAUGAUAUUCUCGCGCGGGAUACCCUUCCUGAUGAAAUUAAGCAAGAUCUCAAUGCUUAUGUUGCUUGUAUAUCGGGUGCUAUUCAGGUGCAUGAGUAUAAGCAGUUAUUCCUUGAGUCCGGAUUCACAGACGUCCUUUUUGUUGAUACGAAGAGCGACCUCAACGUCUAUUUUCAAUCAGACUCGGAGUCGAAGAGCUGCUGCUCCACCACGCACCCUCCGAAACGACUUGAUUUUAAUGUCAAUAAAUGGGCAGCGUCAUACCAAAUUUAUGCGAUGAAG
Messenger RNA from Laccaria bicolor S238N-H82, 720 nucleotides. RefSeq lists its product as uncharacterized. The transcript has 6 exons. The record is from RefSeq and is a predicted model, not a curated record. NCBI's taxonomy places the organism in Eukaryota, Fungi, Basidiomycota, Agaricomycetes, Agaricales, Hydnangiaceae. Gene Ontology annotation, molecular function: methyltransferase activity. The annotation marks the transcript as partial.